CGCGUCACUUCAUCAGACGACCGUGAGACACAAGACGUAUUUAUAUGGUUCCGUCUGGAUGCGAGCUUCAUUUAAAUGCUUAUUCUCGCUGUUAUUCAGUGAAGCUGAUUCAGUGCGGAUAGAGCGCCACCUGCUGGAAGACAAUGAAUCAGACCUGGAGCUCAGACGGUAAUGAUGCGGCUGUGCUGAGAGAGCAGCUCUGUGAGUUGUGGAGCAGGAAGGAUCUGGAGGAGCUGAGACAUCAGGCCUUGUCCGGGUUUUCCCGGUUCUGCUCACCCCUAGCUGGGCUCCUGAUGCUGCUGGACGGAUGUCCGAGUGUCCAGAAGAGCAGAUCCAUCACACUGGGCCAGUUCCUCCUCACCGAGUUUGUGAGAUGGAGACGUUCUCGGGUGUGGGUCAGCCUGAAGGAGCUGGAGGACGAGGAGGAGAAGAAGAACCUGCAGUUCCGGGCUCUAGAACUCAUCACAACCUUGCAGCCAGGAUGCAUGGACCUCCUGCUGGAGAUCUAUGAGUUGAAGAACCUAGAGAAGAACCUGCUGUUGGAGCAUGUGGCCUUGCUGCAGAACAGUGGCUGUUUCAGAGAGGCAGCGAAGCUUGGCAUGAAGUUAGGACUUCAGGAAGAACUUGACAUGGAACAAAUGUGUGUUCCUCUGAUCCUGAUGGACAAGCUGCCCCUGGCUGAGGCAUACGUUCAGGAUCACGCUGACCUGCAGGAGCGUCUGAUCCUCCUGCUGGACUCGUGGUGCAGUCCAGACUUUAACCUGGAGAACGUGCACAGGCAGUUUCCCUGUUUGUUGCUUUCCAAACACCAGACAGACCAAAUCCAGCCCAAGAUGCUCGUUAAACAUGUUUUCCGGCUCAUGGAAAAAUUCAGCAUUGAUCCUGGUCUGUGUGUGAACGCUGUCUACAAGAGGAAACUGGACUCUCUGAGGUUUCUCAUGUACAAGAGGUUUGGAGAGAAAAACAUGUCUGAGGAGAACUGGAGGGACCAUGUGCAGGUCACAGUGGAGGGAAGUGUGGAUCUCCAGGUUGUGUUGGUGGAGCGUCUAGUGAAAUACUGUGGACUGAAAGCUGCAGCACAAUGGGCCAAACACUACAGUGUACCGAGGGACAGACUUCCCUUUGGGGUGUGGGACACCAUGGAGACCCUGUCCUCCAGUCAGCUAGAAAUAAACAAAGUGAGUUCUUCUCUGGAUUUGUGGCUCACUCCUCCAUCUCACCAGCUUCAGUUCUACCAGCUUCCUCUGGACAGACAGCAGGUCCACAUGGUGGAGACCACGGAGCAGCUGCAGCUCUGCAAAGACUCGAUUCUCCAGGCGGGGCAUGUGGUGGGCGUGGACAUGGAGUGGAGGGCCAGAUUCGGUACAGUGAGCACACAGAGCAUCUCCCUGAUCCAGCUGGCCAUGAAGGAGCAAGUGUUCCUGUUGGAUCUGUGUUCUCCAGGUCUCAGACAUCACAGCCUGACCAUCGGCUUCAUCCGAGCUCUGCUCACCGACGUUAGCGUACUCAAACUGGGUUAUGGGAUGUCGGGCGAUUUGAGGAGUCUGGUGGCCACAUGGCCGGAGUUGAAGGAGAAACCUCUGGAGUUUAAGGGAGUUUUGGAUCUGCUCCAUGUCCAUCAGCAGCUGCAGCGGUGCUGGAGAGGAAAAGCAAGGCCUCGUCCAGUGGAGGUGAACGAGGGCUCAGCGGAGAAAGGGUUGAGUCUGCUGGUGCAGCAGGUGUUGGGAAAACCGCUAGAUAAAACGGAACAGUUGUCCAACUGGGAACGGCGUCCACUUCGCACCGGACAGGUUCGCUACGCAGCGAUAGAUGCGUUCUGUCUGUUGGAUGUGUAUCUGACUCUCUCAGCGGAUCUGAAGGCGUUCGGUCUUCCUGAUGAUCUUCGCUCUCUCAGUCCAUUAGCAAAAAGUGACUCUGAAAAAAAAACUAAAGAGAAGAAGCAGAGGGACCAGAGGACUUGUCAGAGUGCCAGCAGUCAUGUAGGUGAUCUGGAGCAGUGUGUGAAGGGGAACGACAAGCAGCACAGAGACUCCAUCACACCUCAGGAGCUGCGUGUGGUGUGUGACAACAUGCUACAGGGUCUGGGCAGGUACCUGCGCUGUGUCGGGGUCAACGUGCUGAUGCUGGACAACACGGACGACCACAAAGUAGCAGCGGAGAUAGCUCGAAAGGAGGGUCGCAUCAUCCUCACUGCUGGACAGCCAUUUCACUCGCUCCGGUCGCAGGUUGCAGAGGGCCGCUGUCUCACUCUGGACUGUUCGGCGAAGGCUCGGGACCAGGCUGUCCUCGUCCUCAAGCAUUUCAACGUGCACCUCACGCCAUCGGAUAUAUUCAGUCGUUGCCAGGCGUGUAAUAAUGACGAGUAUCUCAGGCUGCCGAGAGAAGACGUGACUCAGAUGAUGAACAAACGAGGCCUGAUCCCGGAGCCGGAGCUGAGACCGGACGUCCGCUCGGGGGCUCAGAUUGACCCUCAGGUGGACCCGAACAGGUGUAGGCCCUCGGACGGGCCGGCGUUUGCUCCUAACUGCCGCUGGGCCCCACGCACGGCCCUCGACCCUCGCUCCUUCAGGUUAGGGGGCGGAGCCGAGGUGCAGCUGGAGACGGUUCCGCCCGGUUUGCUCCCUCGCAUCCCAGAGUACUUCAUCUGUACCCGCUGUGGGAAAGUGUUCUGGGAGGGAACCCACUUUGAUCGGGUGCUCGCUCAGUUUCAGGACAUCCUAAACCUUUCAGAUGACGACGUGACCCCCAGGAAGCCCUGAGACGAGCGUUCUGAGGUUAAAGGGCUGGAAAAAAAUCAGGAAUUUGUGUCUGAGUCCUGGGAUGCACAAAGGACCAUUUCUGGGCUUUAAAACACUAUAAAGUGAAAUAUACAGACGUGAAGGUGCAAAUACUUACGGUUAUGAUGCAUAUCUACAGCGACAGAGGAGAGAAAUGAAAAAAACACUCUGGUGUGUUUGGUUUAAAUGAAAAAUAGCGUAGCUGUUCAGUAUCACUUAGCAGAGUUGGAGCAGUCUGAGACUUUAUGAAGGUGUGACUGACAGUGUGACUGACAGUGUGUGAGACAGUGUGACUGACAGUGUGUGAGACAGUGUGUGAGACAGUGUGACUGACAGUGUGACUGACAGUGUGUGAGACAGUGUGACAGUGUGACUGACAGUGUGACUGACAGUGUGACUGACAGUGUGUGAGACAGUGUGACUGACAGUGUGACUGACAGUGUGUGAGACAGUGUGACUGACAGUGUGACUGACAGUGUGUGAGACAGUGUGACUGACAGUGUGACUGACAGUGUGACUGACAGUGUGUGAGACAGUGUGUGAGACAGUGUGUGAGACAGUGUGACUGACAGUGUGACUGACAGUGUGUGAGACAGUGUGACUGACAGUGUGACUGACA
Molecule: messenger RNA, 3396 nt
Organism: Tachysurus vachellii
Lineage: Eukaryota; Metazoa; Chordata; Actinopteri; Siluriformes; Bagridae
Gene: exd3
Product: exonuclease 3'-5' domain containing 3
Exons: 20
Coding region: 144-2759 (871 amino acids)
Biological process (GO): nucleobase-containing compound metabolic process
Molecular function (GO): 3'-5' exonuclease activity; nucleic acid binding
Source: RefSeq, a predicted model, not a curated record